Arabidopsis thaliana (thale cress) is the source of this 959-nucleotide messenger RNA. RefSeq names its product RING/U-box superfamily protein. The transcript has 3 exons. The coding region runs from base 105 to 782 and encodes 225 amino acids. Lineage: Eukaryota; Viridiplantae; Streptophyta; Magnoliopsida; Brassicales; Brassicaceae. Gene Ontology annotation, biological process: protein ubiquitination. Gene Ontology annotation, molecular function: ubiquitin protein ligase activity. The record is from RefSeq and is marked reviewed. Gene Ontology annotation, cellular component: membrane.
CUCUAUUCUUUUUUUCAGACAAGUGACAAGGAAGACAGAAAGUGAAAUAAGUCUUGUCUCUUUUUUUUUUUUUGGUGUGGAAUAUUGGUUGAGUUUGAGUGACGAUGUCUUUCAUCGACCCAAGAACUUACAUUCCAUCGAACUCAACUGAAUCCCAGAUACUGAAAUUUACGUUUAUCGUCUGUGUGCCAAUCUGUGUCAUAUUAAUCGUCCUCCUCGUUCUUUAUAUCAUGCGUCGAAACAGCAAUACCAACGUUGAUUGGUCUUCUCUUGGUGGCUUCGUGCCCACCAACAAUAAUCUCUCAACGGCUGAAUUAGGACUGAGCAAAGACAUAAGAGAGAUGCUUCCCAUUGUUAUCUACAAGGAGAGUUUCACUGUCAACGAUACACAAUGUUCAGUGUGUCUUGGGGACUACCAAGCAGAAGAGAAACUCCAACAAAUGCCAUCAUGUGGGCACACUUUCCACAUGGAAUGUAUUGAUCUAUGGCUCACAUCGCACACAACAUGCCCUCUUUGUCGUCUCUCCCUUAUCCCCAAACCGUCCGUAGACCUGUCCCAUCAAAGCAUAGAGAUUGUAUCUUCCAUAGAAAACACUAACGGAGGAGAAGCUUCAACUCAACCAGAUUCCCAGUCAGCAACCGAAGCAAUAAUUCACAUCGAUGAUGUCGAAGAAGGUAACCGAGAUAGUAUAGAGGUCGUUAAGGAAUCGGAAGAGAAUGACAGAAACAGCGUAGGGACAUCUGAUGGUUGUUGUAGUUGUAGACUUGGUGAAAAAGCGUAGAAGCUUUGUCUUUUGAUGAUCAUAUUGGUAAGAUUUAAGAAUUUUUGUUGUCUCUAUUGCGUUUGUUAGUAACAUUGUUAAGAGUGAAGUAAAGGCAUGAUCCAUAAAAAGAAAAUAGUAAGUUUGGAAAGAUUUGUGUCAUUUUUGUUUUAUAAAUCAUGUCGGCUGAUCUAGUCA